This is a messenger RNA of Aspergillus candidus, 407 nucleotides long. RefSeq lists its product as uncharacterized. The coding region runs from base 126 to 341 and encodes 71 amino acids. NCBI's taxonomy places the organism in Eukaryota, Fungi, Ascomycota, Eurotiomycetes, Eurotiales, Aspergillaceae. The transcript has a single exon. The record is from RefSeq and is a predicted model, not a curated record.
CAACUUCAACGCCUGGUCUCAAUGCAUGAUAAUCUAACACAAAUCAAAUCCAAGUUCAAGUUCAAACAAAUAAACCCAGAGAAACCAAUCAAGGCGGUACCUAUGAAAGCAAAGGGUUGUCGACCAUGGGUAAGGUAGGUGACCCAGUGCUCCUAGCACCACUCGGGCUUUCCACUCUGCGUCCUUGUCCAGGGAGCCGGUUCCAAGAAGAUAAUGCUGAAAACCCAGGGAGAGAAGGAAGAGAGGAAGAAAAGCGGAAGGGAAAUUGGGGGGGGGGGGGAGAAAGAACAGGCAAUCAAAUCGGUCAUUUUCCAUCAAAAAAAGUAAAAAUAAAAAGCUAGCUAGCUGACUCGCUCAUCCAUUCCUAGAUUAUAGGUUGGCUUGGGGUAAUUUAUAAAUGUACAGGA